Molecule: messenger RNA, 1140 nt
Organism: Sardina pilchardus (European sardine)
Lineage: Eukaryota; Metazoa; Chordata; Actinopteri; Clupeiformes; Clupeidae
Product: neurotensin receptor type 1-like
Exons: 4
Coding region: 1-1140 (379 amino acids)
Biological process (GO): neuropeptide signaling pathway
Cellular component (GO): plasma membrane
Molecular function (GO): G protein-coupled neurotensin receptor activity
Source: RefSeq, a predicted model, not a curated record
AUGUCCCAAACAAGCAACAUUAGUUUUCCGACAGCAGCGGGCUAUUUGGAUGUGAAUACAGACAUCUAUUCAAAAGUCCUGGUAACUGUAAUCUACGUGGUGCUUUUUAUUGUCGGCUGUCUCGGAAACUCUGUAACUCUUUACAUCAUGAGUAAGAAGGACUCCUUAAAGAAUCUCCAGAGCACAGUGCAUUACCAUUUGGCUAGCCUGGCAGCAUCCGACCUCCUAAUACUUCUGUGCAUGCCGGUCGAGCUGUACAACUUCAUCUGGAUCCAUCACCCAUGGGCAUUCGGAGACGUUGGUUGCAGAGGAUAUUACUUUCUCCGGGACGGAUGCUCCUACGCCACCGCACUCAAUAUCAGCAGUCUGAGUGUAGAGCGCUACAUGGCACUGUGCCAUCCGUUUAAGGCGAAAAUGGUCAUGUCGCGGGGGCGCACCCGAAAGCUAAUAAUCGGACUAUGGGUGGUGUCGCUUCUUCUCGCUUCGUCAAUGCUUUUCAUAAUGGGGCAGCACAAUUUAGGACAUGAGAUGAUCUGCACUCCCAUUGUGUCCACUGCUACCAUCAAAACGGUACUACAGGUCAACGUUUUGCUGUCGUUUGUGGUGCCAAUGGCUGUGGUGUCUAUCCUCAACUGGCUCAUUGGCAGAGAGAUGCAGCGACUUUCCCAGCAGGCGUUGUUACAUCACUCCGGCAGCCCUCCAUUGUCCAGCUAUGCCACUGAGCCGGCCCGUUCCCGUUCAUUGCGCCACGGCGUAACUGUCCUGCGCGUGGUGGUGGUUGCCUUCGUUGUGUGCUGGUUGCCGUACCACAUGCGGCGUCUCAUGUUCUGUUACAUUAUCGAAUGGACAGAACACCUGUAUGACUUCUACCACUACUUCUAUAUGAUGACAAAUGUCCUCUUCUAUGUGAGCUCUGCCAUCAAUCCAGUGCUUUAUAACCUGGUUUCGGCCAAGUACCGGGAGCUCUUCUUCGCCACACUCAGCUCCUCCUGUCUCCAUGGCUUUCACAAGAGGGAGUGUGACCGACGAGACAACGAACUCCACCACCCUCAGCAACUGGCCUUACCUGUGCUACAUAACCCUCUCAUGACACAACAAACAUCUCUUUCAUUCUCAGUUACCAAUGAAACACUGAUCUGA